Molecule: messenger RNA, 1927 nt
Organism: Mercenaria mercenaria
Lineage: Eukaryota; Metazoa; Mollusca; Bivalvia; Venerida; Veneridae
Product: UDP-galactopyranose mutase-like
Exons: 1
Coding region: 382-1542 (386 amino acids)
Molecular function (GO): UDP-galactopyranose mutase activity; flavin adenine dinucleotide binding
Source: RefSeq, a predicted model, not a curated record
UCGUCGCGUGUAUUUCUGCAUCUUUCAGUGUUAACUCUUUGUAUUUCAAUGCAACAAAUCCAAUGGAGUUUGCGAUACCAAUUCAGAAUCAUUAUGGAAUUAAGUUAUUUAAAUCAUUUCCUUAAACUAUUUAGAUUCAAUGUACCACUCAUUUCGUUUUCCUCUGUAAAUGCGACCUUGGACAUAUAAUACACGGUGCACAUAAUUUUAGUUCAAUGACAUAAUUUGUUUGGAUCGGAUUGGCUUACACAUUUUAGGACAGACGAGUACUUGUACUGGCGUGCUAGUUCGAAUGGCAUUGUUUUUCAGAUGUUACUGGAGCAUAAAACUGAAUAUAACUAUACUACUAAUGAUAAUUUCAAACCAUUUUGAUGAGCAAUCAUGCGCAAGUGUAAAAUGUGUACCUGUCAGUGGGUAUUAGCUUUUUGUGAUAGGUACAUUAUGCUUAUACCUCGAUGCAGUUCCAUUUCUAGUUACGUUAUAAUGGCAGUCAGUAAAAGUUCAAAUAGAAUGACAUUUGUAUCAGUAAGUGUACCAGUAUUAAUAGCAACAUUGUUCGUACUGAAGACUGUUCUGAAAAGGAACUAUGUUCUGCCUUUGACGAUACAAGGAAAGCAAGAUCAACAUUUUGAUAUUUGUAUUGUCGGAGCAGGCUUGUCAGGUGCAGUAGUAGUGGAAAGAUAUGCUGCAACAACGAAUAAAUCCAUACUUGUCGUGGAAAAACGCAGUCAUGUUGGUGGAAAUUGUUAUGACUAUAUUGAUAAAGAAACUAAAAUUCGUGUGUCUAAAUAUGGUGCGCAUAUUUUUCAUACAAAAUACAAACAUGUUUGGGAAUAUGUGCAACAUUUUAGCGAAUGGGUUCCGUAUGAACAUGAAGUUCUAGCUCUGGUAAAAGGGAAAUAUGUUCCAAUCCCAGUAAAUAUUGAUACUGUAAAUACAUUAUUUAACCUUGAUAUUAGAUCAGUUAAAGAAAUGAAUUCAUGGUUAAAAAAUGAACAGGUACAUUAUAAUCGUUCAUCAUUGAAUUCAGAGGAAAUGGCAUUGUCUCGUGUAGGAUUAAAACUUUACGAGCUUUUGUUUAAACCAUACACUAUCAAGCAGUGGAAUAAAACACCAGCUGAAUUAGGACCUUCGGUUUUGGCUCGUAUUCCAGUUAGAAACAACUGGGACACUCGCUACUUUUCGGAUCAGUUCCAGGCAUUGCCGAAAAAUGGCUAUACAGAACUCGUCAAAAACAUGUUAAAAUCACCUAAGAUAACUAUACGAUUAAAUAUAGACUAUUUUGAUAUCCAAGGAAGCAUCAAAUGUGGAAAAACAUAUUUUACUGGACCAAUUGAUAGAUAUUACGCAAGAAAGGGUUUGGACGCACUGGAAUACCGAUCACUAUCAUUUGAACGUAAAGUUAUAAAAAAUGUUGACUAUUUCCAGCCAGCUAGUGUUGUGAACCAUCCUAACCCAAAAGAUAAUUUUACUCGAAUUGUUGAAUACAAAUGGUUUCCUAAUCAACAGUAUCAAUCAAACGACACUAUUAUAUUCAUUUAACGGUCGACAUACAUCGGCGAACCAUAUUAUCCAGUUCCAAACAAAAGAAACCAAGAUUUGUACAAACGCUACAAAGCAUUUGCAAAUUCUUAUCCCUAUAUUCAUUUUCUUGGUCGCUUAGCAAACUAUAAAUAUUUUAUAUGGAUGAAGCAAUUAAAAAUGCACUAGAAAUAUUUAAUAAUACAGUAAACAGUAAUCUUUGAUAUUUCCAUUUUAACAGUGAAGUACGGGUAUUUAUAUAUAAUUGUUUACGUUUAUUAUAUAUUUUGUAUAGAAAGAAAAAAAACACGUUUGUUUUAUAAAAAAAAAAAAACACUUUUGUUACUGGCCUUUUCUGCGAGGUCGCAUGUGCGAUCGCUUAUCCUUUCCAAAAAUGAACAGUUAC